CCGGCGCCAAGGGGACGCCGCGAAGGAACUACAGCUCCCGGCGGCCCCUGCGCGCCCCGGCUGCUGAGCCGACGUCACCGACCGGGAAACUAAGAUGGCGGCCGGCAGGAGGAAGCAUGUGACUACGGCGGGGGCCGGGGCACCGGCGGGCUACACAGCCAUUCCAGUUAAGCUUUCCAAGAAGCAACAGUCGCCUCACUACCUGUAUGUGAAGGAGCACAAAGUCCGAGAAGGCACCGAUACUACCCACCCUCCAAACCGUACUCUCUUUGUCCUUAAUAUCCCCCCGUAUUGCACAAAGGCAUGUCUGUCCAGGCUGUUUUCCUGCUGCUCGUCUGUCCAGUCUGUGAACGUGUGUGAGAAACCGGGGCCACGAGAGAAACCAGAGGCACCCAAGUCCAAAUUCUUCAAUCUCAAGACAGUUCCGGGAUUCCGAGUGGCUUACGUGGUGUUUAAGAAUCCGGCUGGGGUACAGGCAGCCAAGUCCCUAUCUCUUCAGGGCCCUCAUGUGAUAUCUUCAGAGAGUCACCCCGUGAAAACCGGUAUCCGCAAGUGGAUCGCUAGUUAUGCAGCUUCAGUGGUGGAUCCAGCAGAGCUGAAGGCUGAAGUGGACACCUUCAUGCAAACCUAUGAUAAGAAAAUAGCAGAGGAAGAAGCCAAAGCGGAGAAGGAGGAGGGUAUUCCGGAUGAAGAGGGUUGGGUGAAGGUGACACGGAAAGGCCGAAGGCCUGGACUCCCCCGGAUAGAGGCUGCCAGCUUGCGGGUGCUGGAGAGGGAGAAGCGAAAAAGAGCACGCAAGGAGCUGCUCAACUUCUAUGCCUGGCAGCAUCGAGAGACCAAGAGAGAAAACAUAGCCCAGCUGAGGAAGAAGUUUGAGGAGGACAAGCAGAGGAUUGCGCUGAUGCGGGCCCAGCGCAAGUUCCGGCCAUACUGAGCCACUCUGGGCGCUGCCACAUCCUUGGAUGUUUCCGCAGGAGGGUGCAUUGAGAAGUUUACAGACAGAGCCCGCUGAGGGGCCUCUAGGAAGUGCAGUGACACCAGUUUGUUCCUUCUGCUGUAGCCUGGGCCCUCAAUAAGAAAUCCCCAGUGGUUACAAGUGGAGGGUUGGGUGGAGCUCUUCAUCUGCUAAACAUGCCUUUAGUGGCAGCGAGCCCAGCACAGAGACUCCCAUUAGCAUGACUCAUGUGCAGUUCACAGGGUGCAGCCCCUCCUGUGCUGAGUGGGAUGGGGGCCUCCUGUAACCAGCCUUCACCUUUUAUCUUACUGCACUGUCUCCUCUGGACACCCAUCUUAAACCAGAUCCUCCAGCAAGGGAUGGGACCCACCCCCACUCCUGGACAACCGCAGGAGGGCUGCUGCUGAAUCAAAGGCAGCAGAAGUCCACUCUAUGUGAAUUGUAAAUAAACUUCCCGUUUCCUA
Molecule: messenger RNA, 1419 nt
Organism: Mauremys reevesii (Reeves's turtle)
Lineage: Eukaryota; Metazoa; Chordata; Testudines; Geoemydidae
Gene: RRP7A
Product: ribosomal RNA processing 7 homolog A
Exons: 7
Coding region: 95-934 (279 amino acids)
Biological process (GO): rRNA processing; ribosomal small subunit assembly
Cellular component (GO): CURI complex; UTP-C complex
Molecular function (GO): nucleic acid binding
Source: RefSeq, a predicted model, not a curated record